Messenger RNA from Exophiala aquamarina CBS 119918, 462 nucleotides. RefSeq names its product 40S ribosomal protein S15. The transcript is spliced from 3 exons. Lineage: Eukaryota; Fungi; Ascomycota; Eurotiomycetes; Chaetothyriales; Herpotrichiellaceae. Gene Ontology annotation, molecular function: structural constituent of ribosome; RNA binding. The record is from RefSeq and is a predicted model, not a curated record. Gene Ontology annotation, biological process: translation; ribosomal small subunit assembly. Gene Ontology annotation, cellular component: cytosolic small ribosomal subunit; ribosome. The coding region runs from base 1 to 462 and encodes 153 amino acids.
AUGGCUGACACCGAAUACAACGCCGAGGAGGCCGCCGAGCUCAAGAAGAGAAGAGCGUUCAGAAAGUUUUCCUACAGAGGCAUUGAUCUCGAUCAACUCCUCGACAUCCCCUCCAAUGAACUUCUCACCAUCCUCCAUGCCCGCGCCCGCCGUCGAUUCAACCGAGGCCUCAAGCGCCGCCCCAUGGGUCUAAUCAAGAAGCUACGGAAGUCCAAGCAGAACGCCAAGCCCAACGAGAAGCCCGACCUCGUCAAGACACACCUCCGAGACAUGAUCAUUGUGCCUGAGAUGAUCGGUAGCGUCAUUGGUAUCUACAGCGGCAAGGAAUUCAACCAAGUCGAAAUCAAGCCCGAGAUGGUCGGCCACUACCUCGGCGAGUUCUCCAUUUCAUACAAGCCUGUCAAGCACGGUCGACCCGGUAUUGGUGCUACUCACUCUUCGCGAUUUAUCCCUCUGAAGUAG